Messenger RNA from Argiope bruennichi, 2071 nucleotides. RefSeq names its product QRFP-like peptide receptor. Gene Ontology annotation, cellular component: membrane. Bases 28 to 1242 code for a protein of 404 amino acids. The transcript has 7 exons. Gene Ontology annotation, molecular function: neuropeptide Y receptor activity. The record is from RefSeq and is a predicted model, not a curated record. Gene Ontology annotation, biological process: G protein-coupled receptor signaling pathway. Lineage: Eukaryota; Metazoa; Arthropoda; Arachnida; Araneae; Araneidae.
GUAAUUUGAAAACUUCAUAAACAGAAAAUGGAUUACGAAGAUAUGAAUGUGAGUAUUUACGGUGAGAACCUCAGUGAUCCCAAUGGCCGAAACUCGAGUGGAUACUUGGACUAUGACAGAGAGGAGUCUUUUAGCAUGUACUUUCUGGAAGAGCUGGUACCAGUUGCCCUCAUCUACGGAAUCACACUAGUUGUUGGUCUCAUCGGAAAUCUGCUCAUCAUUUACACCGUGAUCAGUUUCAGAAGGAUGAGAACCAUCAGCAAUGUGUUUCUUGCAUCUCUAGCUACGGCGGAUCUCUUAGUAGUCCUGAUUUGCGUCCCAGUGAAGUUUGGUCAACUGUUUUCUUAUUCUUGGACCCUUGGUGAGUUCUGUUGCAAGUUCGUCCAUUAUGUCCAGAAUGUGUCAGCCAUUUGCUCUGUGCUUACCCUUACGUCCAUGAGCGUUGAAAGGUAUUACGCUAUCAUGCAUCCCGUGAAAUCUCGCUAUCAGUGCACCAUGAGCCAAGCAAGACGUGUAAUCCUCGUCAUUUGGUGUCUGUCCUUCGUCACUGCUAUUCCAAUCAUCUUUGCGCAGAUCCAUUUGGAAGUGGGUGAACGUUACCGUGCGUACUGGUGUGUCCGCAACUGGUUCCAACCAUGGCUGUGGCGCUCUUACGAAGUCUACAUGCUGCUGCUCAUCCUUAUAGCCCCUUCGGUGAUCAUGGGAUUCGCCUACACCAACAUCUGCCACCAGCUGUGGGUUGUGGUCAAGGACAGGGCAAAUAUGAGUUGCGGAGAAAUGCCAGGCACUGAAAUCCCUCUGAGAGAAACGCACCCACGGAACCAAUAUUCAACUAACAGCAAAUCCCCUCUGAAUCCAAAAACCAAGCCUGUUCUUGUGAAACUGGAAAGUGACAAUGCUACUGUAAAACAGGUAAUCAAGAUGCUUGUGGCUGUGGUUGUUCUCUUCAUCUUAUGCUGGGCUCCCAUCCUGAUUACUAACCUACUGACAUCUUUCGACGUUCUGGAUCGCUUGAAUUACGGCUACCUGAAGCCCAUGCGCACGGCUUUCCACCUCAUGUCCUACUUCAACAGCUGCAUCAACCCGUGCAUCUACGGAUUCCUCAGCGCCAAUUUCAGAAACAGCUUCAAGGCAGCGCUCGUCACCUGCCUUUGCGGAAAGCGGCAGAAGAUCAGAGAACGAGGCCUCAGCCGCACCGGAACAACAUCCCUCAGCUACGCCAAAUCCACUUUCGUCACCUGAUGGCUCAAGGGCUUGGUCGUCACCAAACACGUGGCCAGAAUAGCCACUGCUAUGUGACCCUGCCCCAUUUGCAUUCGGAUGUAUCAAUAACCAACCCUCCGUAUCGUCGUCCUCUUAAUGAUUUCGUCUGUCCCAGAAUAAACAGUUUGUGUGUUCCACUAGGUGAAUUCGAACACCUUGAAUUAUUCCUAAUGAAACAUGCAAAAGCUUCGAAAUUGGAAUCCGACCCUUUAAUAAAUGGUUUCGAUAAUGGCGAGCUUAACUCUUUAAGAAUUCAAGAGCCGCAGACUUUCUGAAUGAAAUGCGUUCCAAAUGAGAUGCUUCUAAUGAAUUCAGAAAUAUAAAUGUUUCUAAUCUUCAAUUAACUCCGUAAUAACUUACUUGGUGAUUAGGAAGCAAUUAUAUUUAUCCGAUGAAUUAUUUUGAUGCACGGAAAGAACAUUUUGCUCUCCACAGAAUUGCUUAUUUUGUCCCCGAAUUAUAAUAUGUGGUAAAUAGUAAUCUUAAACAGAUUACUUAAAUGGAUUUCUCAAGUAUGCUUCAAAAUACGUUUACACUAGUUGGGAUUUUGAAAACUUAUUUUAGAAUGCCAACAACUUUAGUGAAAAAGAACAUAUCACAGUCUGAUUGAUUUCCCUGAAUGACAUUUUUAGGCUGUAAAUGAGUAGACAAUUAUUAUAUGUAGACCACGAACGAAUAAAGGAAAUCUGAUAUUUAAAAAAAAUCAGAUCAUCAUUUGAAUGAACACUAAUUUCAAUGAUGCAAUUAAAUUCAUUCAUAAUUAUUUUUUGAUCACGUUGGUUACAACAAGAACCAAAAUAUAAUGACA